This is a messenger RNA of Microstroma glucosiphilum, 8451 nucleotides long. RefSeq lists its product as hypothetical. The record is from RefSeq and is a predicted model, not a curated record. Gene Ontology annotation, molecular function: guanyl-nucleotide exchange factor activity; GTPase activator activity. Bases 349 to 8205 code for a protein of 2618 amino acids. NCBI's taxonomy places the organism in Eukaryota, Fungi, Basidiomycota, Exobasidiomycetes, Microstromatales, Microstromataceae. Gene Ontology annotation, cellular component: intracellular anatomical structure. The transcript has a single exon. Gene Ontology annotation, biological process: regulation of actin cytoskeleton organization; regulation of Rac protein signal transduction; small GTPase-mediated signal transduction.
GUUCUUGUUCGCGCGUACUAGGCGCAUUCAGAGUCGCCUCGUCUCGCCUCGCCUUGCCUCGCCUCGCCUUGCCUUCAACACCCAUCACACCCUACUCGUACUCUCCUACCGACCACUACAACACCGCAUCCCUUCUCAUCACCUUGGCGCGGCACACAAAAUCACACCUUCGACUUUCUGUGCAUUCACCAACCUCCUUUUGGCCUACGCACUCACAUCCUACUCGCAGAGACACCCCUCUCACCACUGAUCUCAGCUUCAGCCUCGACCAGACGAUCCUCGCAUGAUUCAAUAAACAUUCUCAUCAGCUACCCCGACCCUUUGCGCCCCUCGACACCUUUGCCGAUGAUGCUAAGGCGGAACAAGAAGAAGGAGCAGCAGGCACCACCAGCCGCCAGUGGCAGUACAGGGCCCCUCAGCGAUGCAGACCCCUAUGCCACUGCGACCUCACCCCACUCGACAUCUCGACCGGCAACCAUCGAGCCACAGCAGUCUCCCACUUCUAGUCGUACAACGGGCAGCUUCGGCAGAGCUGCCCAGGCUGAUCUGCGGCGACAACAGAGGGGCUACCAGGGAAAUGGCAACCUCGGCUCCAGCGGAGAUGGUGACAGAGGCAUGCCUAGCAGUGGCAGUGCAGAAGCUAUGCCACCACCUGGUGCACAAUCCUCCUACCCACAAACAGGCUCGGGCAUGCCAUCGUCUGCCUCUACUGCCACUUUUGCACAACCUCAAAGUACUUCAAGAUCAGGGGGAGCUCUUGGCUUCAUCUUCUCAAAGGCCAAGAAUACAUUCGCCGGCUCUUCGUCAAAUACUGGGGGCGGCGAGAGUGGUCACAUGGCUUCCACCUCGCUAGGCUCCAGCUCAGGCAUGCCUGCUUCCUCUACUUCAAUGGCAUCACUGGCUAGCUUGCAAGAGGAUGGUGACUUCUACAGGAUCGACCCCAGAGCACCUGGCAUGCAAAAUGGAGCAAUGUCCUCGCCAUCCAAAGGCAGCCGCCCGAUGGGAGACGAUGCAGACUCUCGCCAGAGGGGCGGUCGCUUCGUCGGCAGCGAGGCAAUGCCGGCUACCGCAUCUUCCCCUACCAGUAAAGGGUUCUUCUCGCGCGAUCGCAAGACCUCUGUAGCCUCCACGACUCGUGCCCAUGCAGCCGUGCGAGGAGCUGGCAACGGCUCUAGCAACGCCUCGGGGCAUGCAAACACUGGAUCACUCGGCGGAGGAGGUUACGGACAAUUCAGUAGGAGUCAGGCUGAUCUGACCUCUCGCCGCGAAUACGAUAGUCCUGCUUCCAUGUCAUCCGACCUGCCCAGGAUGCCUUUCAUGGCCCCCUCCAAGUCACAGACGGCGAACAGUAUCGGCGCACCUGCUCUGGACGAUCGAGCCUUCUUGAGAUCACCAAGCCCACGCAGCAUGUUCUCGCGUAGCGCAGACGAGCUGGCGCCCAACCCUGCCUCCUUGUCUCCCAACGGCAAGGCAGGCGGACUACGAAGCCCCUCCCCUCAGAUGUUUGGUCAAAAUGGUUCCAUUCCACUCGGCAGCGGUAUCGUCGCCUUUGCUACACCUGACGAACAAGAUGAGACCUCACAGCAGCCGAUGUGGAUAGAUGGGACCGGCCGAACUCUUCAGGCCGGCUCUUCCCACUCGUCCAGGGCAGUGUCUCCCAGCGGGUCAAAAGGUGAAAUGGCCGUUUCGCUCGGCACUGGUGGUGGAAACAGCUCUCAGAGUACUCAGAUGGCCUUUUCUUAUGGAGCUCGUGCAAUUAGCCCAUCUCCGGAAUCAAAAGCCAGUCAUAACCGUACGGGCUCGAAGUUUGCUACCCCUGAUACAUUCUUUGGACCUUCAUCAUCUGGCAAGAAGUCUGCAUCCAGAGGGAUGGGCCAUUCUGGAGGCCUCUCGACGUCCUUCAGCCUGACGAACGUCGCAGCAGGCGCCUCGAACGUGAUUGACAGGCUACGCGGGCCAGGAGGUACUGGUUUGCCGACUGAGCCACAGAGAUCAGCUUCACUUCCGCCUGGUGUGGUCUUCCAGGGCCUGCUCAACCGCAACAUGAAUGUAGCAGUACCUCUCUCACAGCUGGGAGGACAGAGUCAGAGAGAGAAGGAUGUGUCAAAAGGUUGGAAGCCGUACAAGGUCUUGCUCAAGGAUGGGCAGAUGAUGUUCUUUAAGCCACCUGGUCAAGUCAUCGACGAGGUGAAGGAUCUCUUCCCCUCUUCGGUCGUCAGGCAGUCUGCUGCAUCAGUCAGCGCGCAAGAAGCCGUCUCCCGAGGACUAGGCCAUCAAAACUUUGAUGCAGCCAUGCUGAAGCAGAGCGGUCUCGGCACUCAAGAUCUAUUGAACGCUACCAAGGCUAGGGAUGGGUCCAGCUUGUUACCAAUGCCGCGCAGCAUCCCUUCAUCGCCGGUCAAAAAAUCGCCGCUGGCAUCCGGCCAGGACGAGGAGACGCACAGGAAGGAAACCUCGGGACCUACAAGGCCGAGCUGGCAUAGAGAGGGCAAGCACAAAGACCUUGAGCUCUCCCAAAGUAUACAGAUGCCGGCCUCUUGGCCAGCGCGCAUUCAGAGCGGCUCUUUCGAAGCGCUGGUGCACGAAUUCGUCUUUGCUUCACAGUCUACUACCGAUGAUGACCCAUCGGAUGCAGCUCACAUGCUUCAGACCGUCCUGUACGUGAGCCUUGCAAAUGGAAAGUCGAUACGAGACUUUCUUGUACAGCUGAAGGGAGAGCUCACGCAAGCUCUCGUAGUUGAAAUCGGCGAUGUACUGCAAGGGCAAAAGUGCGACAGUCAAGAGGACGUAGACCGCUUCAAGACAGGUGUGCGGACUCGUGUGAGCUCAUGCUGCGAUCUGCUCGUCCUGCAUCACGCGGAUGGGCUGCAGGGCGAGAACGCAGAGCUCCUUCAAGAUCUUGCAAAGGAAGUCUGCGGUCUCAACUUCGAUGUCAAUACAGGGCUUGGGCAGCACAGCCUCGGUACACCGGGCGAAGGGGAGCAAGACGUAACACUCUCAUCAGAUAGGGACGACUCCAAGUUGAGGAGUAAUGCCGCUCGGCCGAAGCUCGCAUCACUUGCCCAAGGUCACUUGUCUGGGUCUGACCUGCUCAGCUUCGAGCCUGCCGAUGUCGCUACUCAGAUUCAAGCUUUUCACUGCGACAGGCUCAGAGCGUUAGCUAUCCCCCGUCUGUGGGUUUCAACCUUCGCAAGGCGAGAAGCCCCUACCGAGGGCGGGGAGGAUGGCCUCCCGGCGCCUUCUUUCUUCGGAUUCAGUGGUGCACAGCCGCACUACUUGACUCGAUUGGUUCUGGACCAGCUCGUGGGCCGGAGUGCCGUCUCGAAGCAGCACGUUUCCUCCACAGCAGCAAAGCAUCGCGCUGCCCUGCUCCGACACUGGAUUGCAGUUGCUUCUUACCUGCUCAGCUUUGGAGAUAUCCUUGGCUGGGCUGCCAUUAUGGUGGCGCUCUGCUCAAGAGCAGUUGCAAGAUUGCAGCAUUCGUGGCGAUACGUCGCUGAGGGUGACCGUAUACUCCACGCUACCUCUUGGACGCCUAAGCUGGCGAAGCUAGGCUGGAGUGAAGAAGGCCAGACGCACCUUGCAGGUGUAGUGACGCUCAGCGCUAUCACAUCUAGGCAAUUCAAGGACAAGGACGGCAGGAAACAGCAACCGAUACCUUUCUUCGGCGAUUCUCUCAGCCGCAUCCAAGACGUGCUUGGCGCUUCGAGCAUCGACAGUAGACUGCCAUUUGCCCCUUUGACGCAAGAGGUGACUUGCCUGUAUGACCUUGUCGGGGCAUGGUUCACCGACAGCUGUCAAAGUCAGCCCCUUCGACCUGCUGCGAUACCAGGGGUAGGCUCCCCAGUCAAAGAGUUUCAGCACGCUCUCCAGACGUUGGCCGCUGGUGGCUCCGUGUCAAGUGUCUCCUCUUACCUUGCUACCUCUGUUCUCAUCGAACCUUGCGGCUUGGGCAACCUGGACCUGCACUGGCGCCCCUCCCUUCCCCCACAGCUCAACGCCAAGGCGCUCAUUCCUCUGAUGUUCCCCGAAGCUCUUCCAACUCUCGACUUGCUGAAUCGGGAGGAUGUAGUGAACAUCCUCUACCCCGGCAUGUCGCAACAAAGACGGCCGAGUGGCUCCUUGGGUGGCGCUGAAGCUUCUGCUGGCUUUGCUAGGUACGUUCGCUCACCGCUCGGAGGAGCACCUCUGAAGGGUCGCUCUAGCCCGGCGUCUUUGCGCCGUACCAGGACCUACCCUGCAAUUGGUACUCGAAACAAGAGCGUGCCCUUUGGAGACAUCAGCGAAUGGGCUGCUUUAGCAGACAGAGGCGCUGCACCUCAUGAUGAAGGGACAGUGUUCAGGAUCGGAUCAGAUCUAGUGCUCAAGGCAACCGAAGACGCUCAACUCAACUCAAGCUCUGGAUCCCCGAUGCUGAGCAACGCUCGAUUCUCUCAGGAGCUCAGCAGGAGUAGACCGCUGUCUCAAAUGUCGAAGAGAUCCAGCCUUCCCGCUUCUCAGCGAAGCUCCAUGGUGGAUGCGUUCGUCUCUGUACAGGUGGUCGUGAAAGCUGCGAGCCUAGAGAGACUAGUCGAUAUCCUCGUGCUAGGCGUGUCCGACCUCACUGUCACGCUCUCCGACGACAAUGGCGAGAUACCUCUCCAAAGCGCAAGGAGGUCAAAGCUGUCAAUGGAUGUGCACGCCUUCCGCACCUCCUUCUUGGCCACCUAUCGAAGCACCUGCACCCCUAUUGUCCUCUUCGAGUUCUUGCGGAAGAGGUUCUUGGCUGCCGUCAAUGCUGCCAAGGAGAUGUCUUCGAUGCCACAGGGUGCCAAUACCAGUCGCUUUCCCAGCUGGAGCAUGUUCCCUGUAUCCUCCGCCAAAAGUGAGGCUGGGCUCGAUUCUGCUGAUCGGGACUACGCUGCUCGAGUGAGAUCAGGCGUCGUCUCGAUCUUGACAGUCUGGACACAACGGCAUACUCAAGACUUUUUGGACUUCCCAGAGCUCCUGGCUGCUUUCGAUGCCUUCAUUGGUCAGCAAGAAGAGUCGUUGCAGGGCGCAACGAGUGUGACGACCGCAUCAAAGGGCGAUACUGAUUUGUCCAAGGCGGUUGCUGCGCUUCAAGAGGUGGCUUCCACGCUGAGAGUGAACAUGCUCAGGAUCAACACACGAACUCAGUUCAAGCUGGAGGGCCCACCUCUGAAGGAGCCGUCUCCGAAUGACGAGGGUAUGAUUGAUGGCCAGACUGCAAUCGAGCGAGGCGACUUUGAUGCUGCCGGCCCACUUCAGAUUGUCGAGCACCUGGAAUGUGUCGCUUCCGUAUUUUUCGACAAGAUCAGUGAGAAGGACCUUCUGAUGGCCGCAGAGCUCUUUGAGCGACAAGCGACCGAUCCUCUAGGGUGGCAUGUGAAUCGCGAGUCAGGUGCGGCGGAGCCACAAAUGGUGACAAUGUACAAGCUUUUGGAAUCUCUGACGCCCCAAGAUGGGGAUCAUGGGGUAGCGUCACUCUCGCAAAAGCUACCUGCCAGCAUCCGAGAUGCUUGCUCUGCCCAUAGUCUCCUCCGUGGCUGGGUCGCUGUCCACAUCAUUGAGCAGCGGAUAGGCCUCGAGCGUAGACAGUCUCGAAUCGAGAAGCUCUUGGAUGCUAUCUGGAUCUGCAGAGCUCGGAUGCUCAAUGCUCGGUCAGAGGAGGUGUCGUCGACACCGCUGAGUGCUAGUGCCCCUCUCCAAGACGCAACAGUCGGAUCCUUCGUCGAGAGCGUCAUUGUAGGCAGUCUGACCGCUCCCGAGAGUCGCACUUUCGUCAGGGCAUGGCAAGGAGUCUGCCAUUCAAGAGGUGGUACUGGGGAAAGAUUGGAAGAUCUGAUCCCAGCCUCAGACUCGCUUCCAACUCUCAAUGCUGCCUCGGCCUCGCAACCAUCGACCCCCGAUGUUGGCUGGCUCUUGCGGUCUCUUGCACAAGCUGUCUCACGCAAGUCACCUCUCGCUCUUGCUGACAGCACUCUGGUCGAUUUUGAGCGAUCUCAAAUUGUUUUCAACCUCAUCGAGUCUUCUUUCGCGAUCCGCCCUACCCCCGUCAGCCAGGCAAUCGCAGAAACGGCCAGCGCACGAUUGGCCGCCAUGCAACUCAGGCUCCGCAGAGUGCAUUGGGAUCGCCGGACAUUCCGCGAAGAGGCCGCUCGCGAAGCACUUGAAGGUCAGCCACUGCCUAGCACGACGUGUUAUCGAGCUGUCAGGCCAUUGCAGAAGAUCACAGUUGCACAUGCAGAGAAACAGCGUCGAGACCGGGCAGCCUUCGAUUCUUUGAGAACAGCCGCGAUGUCGACGACAGCCUCCAGUCAGGGCUUCGACUCGAGUGCUAACAGUAGUGCGCCCGUGACUCGGUCACCCGGCUUUGGUCCACAAGAGAUUAUCGGCAGACCUUCCUUCACUGUCACCCCAGCGGCUCCAGGUCCGGCUAUUUCGGCCGAAAAACGUUCCCGCCGAGUGACGGCUUUGUUCCGUGGAGCUGUCCGCGGAACCACCGGUCUGAUAGCCAGCGGCAACGACAAGACAGAACGAACUGGUGCAGAAAUAUCUCAACGCUCCGCUGGCAGCCUGUUGAAUUUGAUCUCAACCAACCAGAAACCGGCCUCUGUCAUCAACCUCGCUGGUGCUCGAGUAGCUCUGUGGCAAAAUACUCAGCGCUCGUACACUUUUCACGUCUCUGCUCAAGAUGGCGACUGUUAUCUUUUGCAGGCGGCUACACAGGACGAUGCGAAUGAGUGGCUCAAUCAAGUCUCGAAGACCAUCCGCGAGGCGCCUGUGUCUCGUACAGGACACCCCUCGCAGUCAGACAGCAAGAAGGGCGGCUCGGCGGCGUUGCUUAGCAAGAGCAAGAGCGGAACAACGACUGCGCCGACUCAUUCGGAGCCAUUCUACGGGGUCGAGCUGAAGAUUCUUGCGGACAGAGAGGGCAGGUCCGUCCCGUUGGGCCUGGAGAGGAUGCUGGCUGUCGUCGAGGCACGUGGUCUGAAAGAGCAGGGUAUCUAUCGAAUCUCCGGAGCUAAGAAUGCCAUCGAAGGCCUCAAGCAGGCGCUUUCCACUCAAGCAGCCGAGAGUGUGAAUUUCGAGCACGGCGAGUUCAGCGAUGUCCACACCAUUGCAGGAGCCAUCAAGCAGUGGUACAGAGAGCUGCCAGAGCCUGUGGUGCCUUUCGCCUUCUACCACCGCCUUAUCGCAGCAGAGGGCAUCGAGUCUCACGACGAGAGAUUGUACGCCAUCCGCGACGUCAUCUGGGAGUUCCCUCGACAUCACUUCCAGCUCUUGCAAAGGACUGCAGAGCAUCUCGGUCGUGUGGCUGACGAGGCCGAGUUUAACAAGAUGCAGCCACACAAUCUCGGUCUGGUCUUUGGAACCUCGUUGCUCAACCCAGCGCCUUCGGCCACAUCCAUCGCAGAGAGCUUCGGGUCCCUUGGCAAGGCGGCCAAUGUUGUCAAGCUGAUCCUGACCUUCCACGACUGGCUCUUCGAGCCUGAAGCGGCGGCAGAUGCCACUGUUGAGGAGCCUGGGGAUGCGACUGUCACCGGGCGGUCCGAAGCAGAUACAGAGAUGGCCGCAGACGAUAUAGAUGAGCCAGCUGCAGACACUAGCAUCGUCGCCACCUCGGUUAGCGCACCUGAGCCACUCCAAACCAUUGCGAUUAAGGAGGAAGCAGUGGAGGGUGAAGAUGCGGAAGUGGACGCACCGCCUCAAGAAAGCUAUCGUAUCCCCGGCCUGCCGCCUCAUGACGAUUCCAGUCUUCUACCUGCCGGUCAAGCAGACGAGGAUCUGGAGCUACUGCUCACUUCGGACGCAUCUGCCGACACGGAUCGACUCCUGGCUCAGCUACAAGCAGAAGCGGACGCAGAUGCUGCUGCAGCUGCAGCUCCAAACUCUCCCUCUGCCGCUGUGAGCGCAUCGGAAUCACAAGCAGGUCUUGCUGCCAGCACUACCUCGGACAGCGAGGGAGGCGAGAUGGAGGUAAUGGAGCAGCCCGAGGUGGCCAGGCGGCGCAAGGGAGCUUCGCAGGCUCGGAGGUCUAUGCGCGAGGAGUCGGUGUAUGCCGAUGCCCUCGAGGUUGCCCUGGACAGCACAUCGGUGACGAGGGCGAGCUUGCUGCCGGAUGAGGCGAUGCUGGACAUGUUGCGGAUGAUGGGUGCGAGUGAGCUGCAGGAGGCAAAGGAAGAUGGAGCAAGUGGGAUCUGACGAGCAGACGCCAUGCCACAACGGCCAUUCGAUUCUUUCUGUUUUGUCUUCCCCUUUUGUUUCUUUUAUUCCCUGUCUUUUUCUGCACGUCCAAGUAUGGAGGUUCUUGGUUCUGACUUUGUUCUCCCACCGCUCGUCACCAGUAGCCCCCGUCUUAUUCCCCUUUGCGUCCCCGUCUUCAUUUCCUUUCGUGUCGUCCUCGACCGCGUCGUAGGACACCGUGCAUAUUGAAUGCCUAUUCUCCCA